Mangifera indica (mango) is the source of this 1676-nucleotide messenger RNA. Its product is annotated as protease Do-like 1, chloroplastic. The record is from RefSeq and is a predicted model, not a curated record. Gene Ontology annotation, biological process: proteolysis. NCBI's taxonomy places the organism in Eukaryota, Viridiplantae, Streptophyta, Magnoliopsida, Sapindales, Anacardiaceae. The coding region runs from base 142 to 1473 and encodes 443 amino acids. Gene Ontology annotation, molecular function: serine-type endopeptidase activity; protein binding. The transcript has 8 exons.
AGAAAGAUUGAAUAAAUAAAGAGGGCCUUAAUCGUAUCGUUUCAUCGUCCAGCUCCUAUACCACGCUUCCAUUUAACCGAUUUAGUGAUAAAAAGCAUUUCAACUCCAACUAAGCAACCCUUCAGAGACUUGAGCUUGAAAAUGGCUUCUUAUUCAUUCAUUUCCGCAAUUUUCCUUUCCAAUCCUGUCCUAUUUUCUCGCUCUCCAAACAGGCUGCAGCUACUACCACGACCACUCAACACCACUACUUUUUAUCUCUCCAAAUCCCUUUCUCUUCACUACAAAACUCCCACCACCACCACCACCUCUCUGUCCGGCACUACUCACAGUCAUUCUACUACCUCCAAAAUCCUCCUAUUUACCAAAAAGUUGUUCUUCUCUUCACCUCUAGACUCCUUCUUUGUCUUCUGUACUUCUGUUGUUUUGUCCUUUUCUCUUCUCCUCACGAACGUUGAUUCCGCCUCUGCUUUCGUCGUCACUCCGCAGCGUAAGCUUCAGACCGAUGAGCUCGCCACUGUUCGUCUCUUCCAAGAGAACACUCCUUCUGUUGUUUAUAUUACCAAUCUCGCUGCAAGGCAGGAUGCCUUUACUUUGGAUGUGCUGGAGGUCCCUCAAGGAUCUGGAUCGGGUUUCGUAUGGGAUAAAGAUGGUCACAUUGUGACCAAUUAUCAUGUCAUUCGUGGCGCAUCUGAUCUCAAGGUCACUCUUGCCGAUCAGUCAACUUAUGAUGCAAACGUUGUUGGAUUUGACCAAGACAAAGAUGUUGCUGUGUUGCGUAUUAAGGCACCCAAAGACAAACUAAGACCUAUGCCCAUUGGAGUCUCUGCAGACUUGCUUGUUGGUCAAAAAGUAUAUGCUAUUGGCAAUCCUUUUGGCCUUGACCAUACCCUAACAACUGGUGUGAUCAGUGGGCUUCGCCGAGAAAUUAGUUCUGCUGCUACUGGCCGUCCAAUUCAAGAUGUUAUACAAACAGACGCUGCCAUUAACCCUGGAAAUAGUGGAGGUCCACUUCUUGACAGUUCAGGAAGCCUUAUUGGAAUAAAUACAGCUAUUUAUUCUCCUUCUGGUGCUUCCACUGGUGUUGGAUUUUCUAUUCCAGUUGACACGGUAAAUGGCAUUGUUGACCAGAUAGUGAAGUUCGGCAAGGUGACAAGACCUAUUUUAGGGAUUAAGUUUGCACCUGAUCAGUCAGUGGAGCAGUUAGGUGUAAGUGGGGUACUCGUCUUAGAUGCUCCAGCAAAUGGUCCAGCUGGCAAAGCGGGUCUACUACCAACUAAAAGGGAUGCCUAUGGUAGACUCAUAUUAGGUGACAUCAUAACAUCUAUGAAUGGAAAAAAGGUCACAAAUGGCAGUGACUUGUACAGAAUUCUUGACCAAUGUAAAGUUGGUGAUAAGGUGACUGUGGAGGUGUUGCGUGGUGAUCAUAAGGAGAAGAUCCCUGUAACACUAGAACCAAAGGCAGAUGAGUCUUAGUAUGACACAUGGACUUGCUUCUCUAUCUCUGUGCAUAUACGGUAAGAUGCCAAUAUUUUUGUGGUACUCCUUUUAAAAGGGUCUUGUGCAUAUCUUAAAAAUUGUAUUAUCUUUCAUAUUCAAGUUUCCACUACAUGGAUGAAGCAAUAUUGUCUGUAACAUUCUCAGCUUCCUGAAAUUUACAAGGGCUUCAAUUUCAUCUA